AUGCAGGUCGUUCCCGUCUUUGCACAAUGUAUAAAUUUCUUUAGUUUUAUUAUUCCCUUCUUUCAAUCGUUUUCAGAAGCUCGAGGUGCAGCAGCAUCAGUGUUUCGACUUAUUGACGAAGGAAAUGACGCAAAUAUCAAUGAAAUAGAUGUAUGGAAAGACAAUACAGAAUCGAUAUAUUCUAUCAAUGGUGACAUUAAAUUUAACAAUGUUAACUUCAUUUAUCCAUCUAGAAAAGAUGCACCAGUUCUGCGUAAUCUUUCGUUUAUUGCUCGUGCUGGUCAGACAACAGCUCUUGUAGGUUCAAAUGGCUGUGGAAAAAGUACAUGUUUAUCACUUUGUCUUCGUUAUUAUGAACCUUCAUCAGGUCAAAUAAAGAUCAAUGGUCGACCAAUAACAGAUUACAAUGUCCAACAACUUCGACAAAACAUGGGAGUUGUUAGUCAAGAACCUAUCCUAUUUGGUAUGAGUAUUUAUGAAAAUAUUCGACUCGGUAAAGUGAAUGCAACGCGAGCAGAAAUUGAACAAGCAACACGAGAAGCAAAUGCACAUAAUUUCAUCAUACAAUUACCAAAUAAAUAUGAAACACUUGUUGGUGAAUGUGGCGUACAAUUAAGUGGUGGUGAAAAACAACGUAUUGCAUUAGCUCGUGCUCUUGUGAAACAGCCUACAUUUCUUUUACUGGAUGAAGCAACAAGCGCACUUGAUAAUAUUAGCGAAAAAAUUGUUCAGGAAGCUCUUGAUCGAGCAUGCAAAGAUCGUACAACUAUCGUUAUUGCUCACCGUUUGUCUACAAUUCAAAAUGCUAAUCAAAUAUAUGUAUUAGACAAUGGAAGUGUGAUUGAACAAGGUACACAUGAAACAUUGAUGGCAAAAGGAGGCAAAUAUCAGGCAAUGGUCAAACGUCAAGAAAUGGAAAGAAUUUAUGUUGAUACAGAUGACAGAAUGAGCAUACAAAAAGCAACAGAAGAAGAUGAAAAAAUGAUAACUCAACGCACUCAUUUACUUAUUGAUAGUCAAGAUGUUGAUGUGAACAAACAAAGUUCAAAGCAGUUCAAACAAAGAUUCGUCUUUUUAAGACUCUUAUCAAUGAAUAGUCCUGAAUGGAUCACCAUCUUAAUUGGAUGUAUGACUUGUAUACUUAAUGGGGCAGGUCAGCCGUUGGUAUUUGCUUUUACUGUUUUUUCGAUUGAAGUAAUAAGAAUCAUCGGGCUGAUAUCUAACCGUAUCGCUUCAUCAGUAUCGGCUGCUGACACGUUUUUUGAUUUAUUCGAUCGAAAACCAGCUAUUGACAAUAUAUCUACUGAAGGACAAAAGUUGGUCGACUUUCGUGGAGAGAUAAAAUUUGAUCAAAUCAGAUUUAUCUAUCCAACUCGACCAACAUCUAUUAUUCUUGAUAAGUUUCAAUUGAAUAUCAAGCCAGGUCAACGUGUGGCUCUGGUUGGUACAUCCGGAUCGGGUAAGUCAACAAUUAUGCAACUAUUGGAACGAUUCUACGAUGUUACAAGUGGUCAGCUAUUUCUUGAUAGUAUUGAUAUUCGACAACUUAACCUACCAUCGGUUCGUUCUCAUUUUGGUCUUGUUAGUCAAGAACCAAUCCUAUUCGAUUUGACAAUCGCUGAAAAUAUAGCAUAUGGCUUAGAAAAUGUUUCAAUGGAAGAUAUUAUCAAUGCUGCAAAGAAAGCUAAUAUUCAUCAAUUCAUUGACCAUUUACCUCAGGGCUAUGAAACAAAAGUAGGGUCGAAAGGUAGUUUUCUGUCGGGUGGUGAGAAGCAACGUAUUGCAAUUGCUCGAGUUCUUAUCCGCCGUCCUAAAGUAUUACUCUUAGAUGAAGCUACAAGUGCCCUGGAUUCAUAUAAUGAACAACUUGUACAAGAAGCUCUUGAGCAAGCUCAAACUGAAGACUCUAGUCGAACGACAUUGAUUAUUGCUCAUCGUCUUUCAACUAUUCGUUCCUGUGAUUUGAUUUGUGUACUUCAUCGAGGACGUAUUGUAGAAAGUGGUCGACAUACAGAAUUGAUGCAACAACGCGGAGCUUAUUAUAAAAUACUUGCUCAAAACAACUUAUAA
Messenger RNA from Rotaria sp. Silwood1, 2070 nucleotides. Lineage: Eukaryota; Metazoa; Rotifera; Eurotatoria; Philodinida; Philodinidae. The record is from the annotation of a GenBank genome assembly.